CAAUUCUGCAGAAUACAGAUGCGACCGUCGCUAGGUGUCAUCGGAAAUGUAACCAAGGAGCACUUCAUCAAGAAGGUGUCGGAGAGAAAUGCAGUCCCUUGGCAUCCUCGUCUAGUAGCCGCCGAUUCGCACAUGUCGGUGCUUGUUCCUCUACUAGAAAUGAACUCCAAGCCGUCGCUACUAUUUACAAAGCGAUCAAUUCGUUUGAAUCAGCAUCGAGGAGAGGUGUGCUUUCCUGGAGGUAAAAUGGAGAAGGAUGAGGAUGUAGAGAAGACAGCUUUGCGUGAAACACAAGAAGAAAUUGGCAUCGACCCAAAAUCCGUAGACGUAUGGGGCCGUCUGAAACCCGUACUCACCAGAAAUUUGAAGGAAACUGUGGUGCCAGUUGUUGGUUGUAUAGAUAAGGAUAUGAUCAAGCCAGAGCUAGUAAAUAGACAUGAGGUGCAAACAUUAUUCUCAGCUUCACUGGAGGAACUCAGCCAAACGGCACGCUAUACUCAUUUUUCUACAAAAAUGGUCGAUUUCAUAUUGCCAGUGUUCUUCACCAGAGAGUUUGAUGUGCACUGGCACAAUAAAGAGGAAUUCCUACCGACUGAAUUUCGUAUCUGGGGAUUGUCAGCCAUUAUGUUGCAUCAACUGCUACUCGUGAUGGCUCCAGAAGAGUACAAAAACAAUUUGAAGCUAGUAUUUUACUAAUUCACGAUAUAACUUCUGAUCUUGAUGUUUUUCC
Cylicocyclus nassatus is the source of this 730-nucleotide messenger RNA. Lineage: Eukaryota; Metazoa; Nematoda; Chromadorea; Rhabditida; Strongylidae. The record is from the annotation of a GenBank genome assembly.